Molecule: messenger RNA, 1295 nt
Organism: Rhea pennata
Lineage: Eukaryota; Metazoa; Chordata; Aves; Rheiformes; Rheidae
Gene: ACOT8
Product: acyl-CoA thioesterase 8
Exons: 6
Coding region: 1-975 (324 amino acids)
Biological process (GO): fatty acid catabolic process; acyl-CoA metabolic process
Cellular component (GO): peroxisomal matrix
Molecular function (GO): fatty acyl-CoA hydrolase activity
Source: RefSeq, a predicted model, not a curated record
AUGGCGGCCGCUGGGGAGGCGGAGGAGGCCGGAGCGGGGCCGGGGCCGGGGCCGGGGCCGGGGCCGCCGCCGCCCGGGGACCUGCGGAGCGCGCUGCUCACCGGCGUGCUGAGGCUGGAGCGGCUGGAGCUGGACCUGUUCAGGGGCCGGCACCACUGGGUGCCCGCCACGCAGCGCCUCUUCGGCGGGCAGAUCGUGGGCCAGGCCCUGGUGGCUGCCGCCCGCGCCGUCGGCCGCGACCUCCAGGCCCACUCGCUGCACUGCUACUUCGUGCGGGCAGGAGAUCCCAAGGUACCGGUGCUGUAUGAGGUGGAGCGGACCCGCACGGGGAGGAGCUUUUCUGUUCGCUCAGUGAAGGCCAUACAGCACGGGAAGCCAAUCUUCAUCUGCCAGGCCUCCUUCCAGCUGGCCCAGGAGAGCCCUGUGCAGCACCAGUUCACCAUGCCUACGGUGCCGCCCCCUGAGGAGCUGCUGACCCAAGAGGAGCUCAUUCAGAAGUUCCUGGAGGAUCCUAACUUGGCAGAGAAAUACAGAAAGCAUCUCAACAAGAUUCAAGCCGAGGAUGUGCCGAUUGAUAUCAAGCCUGUGAACCCGCCGGAUGUGUCCUGCUUAAAGCCACAGGAGCCGAAGUACCUCUUCUGGGUGCGAGCACGAGGCUACAUCGGAGAGUGUGACAUGAAGGUGCACUGCUGCGUGGCCGCCUACAUCUCUGACUACUCCUUUCUGGAUACGGCCUUGCUGCCCCACCGACAGUACGAUGUCAAAUUCAUGGUGUCCCUUGACCAUUCCAUGUGGUUCCAUGCUCCCUUCCGAGCUGACCACUGGAUGCUAUACGAGUGUGAGAGCCCCUGGGCUGGGGCAUGCCGAGGACUCGUGCAGGGACGACUGUGGCGCAGGGAUGGGGUCCUGGCUGUUACCUGUGUGCAGGAAGGUGUCAUCAGGGUGGCACAAAAGCCCAACCAGAGCAGACUCUAGCUGAGGAAGCUGGUAGCAGCAGUUCUACCGAUCCUUCCUGUGUGAGAGCAGCAGCCAGGCACGCGGAAAAGGCUGCACUGCAAACAUGAGGACCAAGCCACGAUCCCGAGCAGCAGCAGGGAGAAGCACGGAGCUAGUGUGGGCUGAACCCAGCGCAGCUGGGAGGGCCAGUGCAUGGAGAACACUUGUGACUGACAUGGACCUGCACAGACUGCAGUGGCAUCAACUUUUAUUGACUGUUAGCUGCACAGUGCAUAGCCGUACACUAUCCUCAGCCACUCCUCACCCAUCUUAAAUAAAGCCAUCACGUGAACAACUGA